Molecule: messenger RNA, 2797 nt
Organism: Coregonus clupeaformis (lake whitefish)
Lineage: Eukaryota; Metazoa; Chordata; Actinopteri; Salmoniformes; Salmonidae
Product: eyes absent homolog 2
Exons: 16
Coding region: 590-1996 (468 amino acids)
Biological process (GO): negative regulation of extrinsic apoptotic signaling pathway in absence of ligand; cell differentiation; multicellular organism development
Cellular component (GO): nucleus
Molecular function (GO): protein tyrosine phosphatase activity
Source: RefSeq, a predicted model, not a curated record
UCGCGGGUAUUGAGAACACCCUCAGGAGGAGGAACCAACAUUUUUUAUUUUACCCUUAUCAUCACUUCCUUACCAGCGCCAAAGCAAACACGCGCUCCUGAAGGUGUAUGAAACACUUAUCGAGAAACGGGUUCAAUGUUUCGGAUAAAAACGCAGCUUUAGAUUCGCUGGAUAGCUGUCAAUUCGACUUAUUAGACCGUAGACGAACGAUUCAAGAAAUCCAAACAAAGUGCGCACACAUUUCUCAAAAUCUGCAGUCAUCAUCACUUUGAAGAAGAAUAAAUAGGCAUCCACAGUGAGUAAAGACUUAUCGUGCGUUGAGUUUGACUAUUGAGCGUUUCAGUUUCAUCUGUAGAAUACGUUUUGCCAUAGAGAUUUGAACACGCUACGCUAUAUGGAGAGAGAACAGUGUUGAACAACUACCGGAUUUUUUUUUUUGUUCGACCUAAAUCAUGGAAAGCUGACGGUGAGGACUUUGAGUGACUGUGUCUUGCCAGGGAAGAGAACACUCUCUACACAGAGUCAAGGCAUCUAAGGCUCCAUAUCAAACUCUUCCUUUAUCUGCAAAUCAGCUGAUCUGAGAGCUGUGAUGUCGGCGUAUGGACAGACCCAGUACAGCCCCGGCCUCCAGCCUGCGGUACCCUAUCCACCAUACACACACCACGCCCAGGGCUACGGAAUGCCCUCCUACAACAUAAAGACAGAGGAUGGCCUCAGCCUCUCUCCAGGACAGAACAGUCUCUACUCUAACUACAGCAACACUCCCCCCAGCCAGGGCCUCUAUAGCUACUCCACACACGGUAGCAGUAUUUCAUCUGGGAUUUUCCAGGGAGCCAACCCCAUCACAGGCUCAACUCCAUUCAACACCACACAACAGGACUUCUCAGGGUACUCCAGCUACAGCCAAAGCCAGUACUCACCAUACUACAACACACACUACAACAGCCCAUACCUCAGCCCUAGCGCCAUCACCACGCCCAUACCCUAUCAGCAUCCAGAACACCCCGCCGUGGUGCCCAAUCACAGCUCAGAGUCCCAAACAGGAGAGUACCAUCCGCCCCCUAGCCCCCCCACCCCAGGGAAAGAGCCGGAGGUGGUGCCAGCCAGACGGAGCUCAGACGGGAAACUGAGGGGCAGGAAAAGAGUCAGUGACCCACAGCCCCCCCUGGAUUCAGAUAUAGAGCGUGUGUUUGUGUGGGACCUAGACGAGACCAUCAUCAUUUUCCACUCUUUGCUCACAGGGAGCUUCUCCACACGAUUUGGCAAGGACUCAUCCAAGGCAGUGUCGCUGGGCCUGUGGAUGGAAGAGAUGAUCUUUAACCUGGCCGACUCACGACUAUUCUUCAACGACCUGGAGGAAUGUGACCAAGUUCAUAUUGAUGACGUGGCGUCAGACGACAAUGGGCAGGACCUGAGCACUUACAACUUUGGCACGGAUGGGUUCCAGAGCCCUGCGGGGGCCGGUACUUUGUGUCUGGGCUCAGGUGUCCAUGGUGGGGCUGACUGGAUGAGGAAAUUGGCCUUCCGCUACCGGAGGGUAAAGGAGAUCUACAACACCUUUAAGAACAACGUGGGAGGUUUGCUGGGCAGUCCCAAGCGGGAGGAGUGGCUGCAGCUGCGCAGGGAGAUGGAGGUUCUAACAGAUCUGUGGCUGACCCAGGCUCUCAAGGCCUUGGCCCUCAUAAACUCCAGGCCAAACUGUGUGAAUGUGCUGGUGACUACCACCCAGCUGAUCCCAGCCCUGUCCAAGGUCCUGCUCUACGGACUGGGCUCAGCCUUCCCUAUAGAGAAUAUCUACAGUGCCACCAAGACAGGGAAGGAGAGUUGCUUUGAGCGUGUGGCUCAGAGGUUCGGUCGGCGAGCGGUGUACGUGGUAAUAGGGGAUGGAGUGGAGGAGGAGUCUGUAGCCAAGAAGAAGAACAUGCCCUUCUGGAGAGUGUCGUGUCGGCCUGACCUGGAGGCUCUGAGUCAUGCACUGGAGCUGGACUACCUCUAGUGGGCACUAUCCCAUCAUGCUCUUAGCCACUUCCUGCCUGGUGAUGCCACUUCCUGUCCAAUGGACCAAUUGGGGUUGAGGUCGGCGACGAUUCACCACAAUACAAAAGCCAAGAAUAAGGGACCAAUCUUUGUAUCUGCAGGGAAUCGCAAUUGUUACUGGAAAUAUUACUGCUUUCAUCCUUUUACACAGAGACUUUUACAUGAAAGUUAUCCCACUUUUCAACUUUACAGCGUUACACUGAAAAUAACGAUCUAGGUGCAUUUUGUCCUUACGUGGAGGAUGAAUAGUUUUGUUUUGUUUGUUUGUUGUUUGUUGUGACGUUUCUUAUUAUUAGGAAUGGGAUAGAUAAGAGGACAUUGUUAAAUGGCAACUCCACCACUUUUCAACCUCAUAUUCAUUAUCUCCAGCACCAUACCAGAGUCUAGAUAUGUGAAAACUGAGCUUCUUAUUAUUUUCUGUGGUCGAAAGUUAAGAAGAAAGGUCCUAAAAAUGCUUCUCUGUAGCACAAGCUAGGAUAAAAAGGAAGAAAAACUGUGAUUUUCUAAACCUGCAACGAGUUUCUAGCCAGAGGGAGGAUAUUUUCUUGCUCCCCACGUCACCGCGAAUCUCACAGUGUUUGAAAAUCACUAUUCUUUAAGCGUUUUAACUUUUGAUGAUGUCAUCGGGUAGAACCUUUUAACUUUAUUUGUUUCUACAAAACUUAGAAAUGCACAGUUUUCACGCACUGUAUGUAGACACUGGUAUUGUGCUGGAAAUAAUGAAAAUUAGGCUGAAAAGUGGUGGAAUUGCCCUUUAAGA